Venturia canescens is the source of this 1790-nucleotide messenger RNA. RefSeq names its product general transcription factor IIH subunit 4 marionette (gene mrn). Gene Ontology annotation, biological process: nucleotide-excision repair. Gene Ontology annotation, cellular component: transcription factor TFIIH holo complex; transcription factor TFIIH core complex. The record is from RefSeq and is a predicted model, not a curated record. NCBI's taxonomy places the organism in Eukaryota, Metazoa, Arthropoda, Insecta, Hymenoptera, Ichneumonidae. The transcript has 5 exons. The coding region runs from base 316 to 1719 and encodes 467 amino acids. Gene Ontology annotation, molecular function: ATPase activator activity; double-stranded DNA binding.
GUCUUUUCUCACGCGCGGUAAGCAGUAUUACGACGAUUAUCCAACCUCCUUGAAGCUCUACACAAGUUCUCUCAGCCAAUCUCAGCUUCGCCGCCAUCGCCGCUGCAAUCUUCGUAUCAAUACAAAGUCAUCACAUAACCUUAUUAUUUUAUGAAUGCUUUCAAUUUUCAUAAACAUCGUUGAAAUGAAAACCUGGAUUUCAAUACCAAAAUAACGCGAAGGUUGAGAGAAGUGUAAUGUGAGAAACAGAUGCAUUGAUGGAAAUAAAAACAUAAAAAAUAAUAAAAUCCUAAAACGACAUCGAAAACGGUUACAAUGUCAAGUUCGCAAACAGGACAAAAUUUGUUGAGACCAACGGGCUUGAAGUGCAAAGAUUUGCACGAAUAUCUGAAAUCGCGACCACCCGAUGUCUUGAACCGACUUUAUCAUAAUCCGCCAAUAUGUUUAGCAGUUUUUCGAGAAUUGCCAGUUAUCGCGAGACAUUAUGUUAUGAGGUUACUUUUUGUGGAACAACCAGUCCCUCAGGCUGUAAUUGCAUCAUGGUGCUCGAAAUUACACGCAGAGGAACAUCAACACGUUGUUCAAGCUCUAAAUGAAUUAAGCGUUUGGAAAGAAGCCUCCAUACCAGGAGGCUUACCAGGCUGGAUAUUAAAUUCGACUUUUAAGAAAAACCUCAAAAUCGUUCUUCUUGGUGGUGGUAAACCUUGGACCAUGUCUAAUCAAUUGGAAAUCGAUAGUAAACCCAGAGACGUCGCUUUUUUGGAUUCUUAUGCCAUUGAAAGAUGGGAAUGCGUACUGCAUUACAUGGUCGGUUCACAGCAGCAAGAAGGAAUUUCGGCUGAUGCUGUAAGAAUAUUAUUACACGCCGGUCUCAUGAAACGCGACGAAGAAGAUGGAAGUCCAGUGAUAACUCAAGCUGGAUUCCAGUUUUUACUUUUGGAUACAGCGUCCCAAGUGUGGUAUUUUAUCCUACAAUAUUUGGAUACCAUAGAAGCUAGAGGUCUGGACUUGGUAGAAUGUCUCACUUUUCUUUUCCAAUUGAAUUUUUCUACUCUUGGCAAAGAUUACAGCACAGAAGGAAUGUCCGAAGGUCUUUUAACAUUCUUGCAACAUCUUAGAGAAUUUGGAUUAGUAUAUCAACGAAAACGAAAAGCAGGAAGGUUUUACCCAACGCGUUUGGCACUCAACAUUGCUACUGGACAGAACAAACCUUUGGCAAGAGACAUGGAAAAGGAAGGCUACAUCAUUGUCGAGACAAACUAUCGGGUUUAUGCAUACAGCAACUCAAAUCUUCAAGUUGCUCUGCUGGGACUUUUUUGUGAGAUGCUGUACCGAUUUCCGAAUUUGGUCGUUUCGAUACUAACAAGAGAUUCGGUGAGACAAGCUUUGAGGAGUGGAAUAACAGCAGCACAAAUAAUUGGUUAUUUGAAGCAACAUGCGCAUGGAAAGAUGGUUGAAGCAGGUCCACCGACUUUGCCACCAACCAUUGUUGAUCAGAUAAAAUUGUGGGAAAAUGAACGCAAUCGUUUAACCUUCAGUGAAGGUGUUCUCUACAGUGGCUUUAAUUCCCAGGCGGAUUUCGAAGUAUUACGAAAUCACGCUCUCACAUCUGGCGUUUUGAUUUUGCAGAAUGAUCGAAAACGAACGAUGGUCGUAACGAAAGCUGGUCACGACGAUGUAAAAAAGUUUUACAAACGUUAUUCAAAGGGUUCGAUGUAACGAGAAUCGUCUCAGAAAAUGAUUGUACAUAAAUAAACGUUAGUUUUCUUACUUUUCUCAUAUCCUCGAAA